Molecule: messenger RNA, 1236 nt
Organism: Clonostachys byssicola
Lineage: Eukaryota; Fungi; Ascomycota; Sordariomycetes; Hypocreales; Bionectriaceae
Source: the annotation of a GenBank genome assembly
AUGUCGACCACGACAGUAACUUGGGUCACCCCGGCCGCUCAACCACCCCCUGGUCAACCUGAGAUCAACUAUGCCCCCAACUAUGACAACUGGCAGGCCCGCGUUGCCAGACGCCUUGCUGCGGGCAAUCUUCCUUCCAAGGUGCCUGAGGGAUUUCCAGAGAAGUUGACUGGGGAUGUAGUUUGGCAGGGUGCGACCCUGGCAGAGUCGUAUGAUUGGACAUAUGUCCUCAACGCCGAGCAACUAGCUGAGAUUGACCGCGCCGUUGCUCACUUCAAAUCUCUCAGUCUGUCGUAUGGUCACAUUACCGCCGACACGUUCCCACUUCCAACACUCCACUCUGAACUUCGACGUUUAUCUCAUGAGCUUCAUAGUGGCCAUGGAUUCUUUGUCAUCCGCGGCAUCAAAGUCGGGGACCACAGCAGAGAGGACAAUAUUAUAAUUUACACAGGAAUAUCUGCCCAUGUUGCUGCGCAGCGAGGCCGACAAGAUCACAAAUUCAAUGGCAAGCCAGCAGACGUAGUUCUUACGCACGUAAAGGAUCUCAGCGAAUCUGAUCCGAAUAAGAUCAUCGGCAGUCCUGCCUAUACCACCGACAAGCAGGUUUUCCACACCGACUCAGGGGAUAUAGUUGCACUUUUUGCUCUUGAGACAGCCAAGGAAGGAGGUGCUAGCAAAUUAGCAAGCACAUGGACAGUCUAUAACGAGAUCGCUCGGACCCGACCCGACUUGAUUCAUACUCUUGCUGAGUCGUGGGACAUGGAAGUGUUCGAAAAAGCCGACAAGCAGUGGAUGGAAAGACCGCUUCUUCACCUGCUACCAGCCACUGACACUGCCCCCCAAAGAGUCUCUCUACAAUACGGGCGACGAUACUUUGUAGGGUUCGGCGCGCUUCCCCGGAGCGCGGAUAUUCCCCCCAUUACAGAGGCACAAGCUGAGGCCCUAGACACCUUGCACUUCAUUGGGGAGAAGUUUUGCGUCAAUACUGAGUUCCAAAAAGGCGACAUUCAAUAUGUCAACAACCUCAAUAUCUUUCACGCUAGGGAUGGCUUUAUAAAUGAGGGAGAGAAACAGCGCCACCUACUUCGCCUAUGGUUACGCGAUCCUGAAAAUGCUUGGCACACUCCUGAGGUUCUCCAGCCUAGAUGGGACCAAAUAUACAAAGGUGUGCGGCCAGAGACUGAGGUUUUUCCUCUUGAGCCAUACAUCCGUAGUGCGGCGAACAAAGGCAGAUAG